Molecule: messenger RNA, 7493 nt
Organism: Sebastes umbrosus (honeycomb rockfish)
Lineage: Eukaryota; Metazoa; Chordata; Actinopteri; Perciformes; Sebastidae
Product: HMG box transcription factor BBX
Exons: 16
Coding region: 799-3411 (870 amino acids)
Biological process (GO): regulation of transcription by RNA polymerase II
Cellular component (GO): nucleus
Molecular function (GO): DNA-binding transcription factor activity, RNA polymerase II-specific; RNA polymerase II transcription regulatory region sequence-specific DNA binding
Source: RefSeq, a predicted model, not a curated record
UUAUUUAUACAGUUAUAUAUAUAUAUAUUUGAUAUCUUACUUGCAAUACUUGCAAGGGAUUGUUUAUAUUUGUAUAUUGCUAGAAUUUCAAUUAUUUUAUUAUUAUUUUAUUCUAACGUUUUAAUUAUUCUAUUGUUAUUUUUUACUACCUAUUUGCACCGACGAACCAAAGCAAAAUCCUAGUGUAUACCUGAUACACCUGGCAAUAAAUAAAGAUUCUGAUUAUUGUAUUUUCAUAUUUGCAGUGUAUUGUUGGUUUUGUCAUAUAUAUAUAGUUGUAUAUUUUAAUUAUUCUUCUCAUGUAAAAGCCCAACUAGGGACACAAGUUGAAAACUAUCAAUAGAAUAUAAACUAUCAGUUUCAUGCCCUGUAUUGGAACUAUGUUAAAUUGUCCCUAUGAAAAUAAAUAAUAAAAAUAAACCUCAAUUUAGGCCUUAAAUCUCCCACACGUGUCCUGAACAUUACUGUUGAGGACCUUACACUAAUCUCAAAACACUAGAAAUAUAACGUCGCUUCUCAUUGGUUGAAACAAACUGUCACUCAAAAUGAGCGUCCAAUCAGAUGCAGCAUUACAUGACAAGGUGGGCUGGAUCUCUUCAAUGUGUACAGUAUGCUGCUGAAACUGUUGAUAAUAUCACGGUUUAAAGCGUAUAUAAGAAGACUUCCAGCCAACUAGAGACUCGUGAACUCCUCUGCUGCUGACAGGUCAUCGUCAUUGCAUGACAAAGGCUGUGGCAGAUUCAUCUUCAUCACUUCAUCACAGCAUUUCCAUAGUUUUUUCUUCAGUGCGGUAGUACCAUGAAGGGUGGAGGAAGGGGUAAGGAGCCACCUGUUGCAGGGGAGGUCACUGGCAAGCGCCCCAAACGCAAAUGCCUGCAGUGGCACCCACUUCUCUCCAAGAAGGCUCUGGAUUUCUCUGAGGAGGAAGAAGAGGAGGAUGAGGAGGAGCUGGAGAAGCAGCCCGUGCUGUGUGAACAGGACCAGGGGUCGCAGGUGCAGUGUGGAAGCACAACGGAGGAAGUGGAGGAGGACUCGAACGAACAGCGGGCACGGCGGCCGAUGAACGCUUUCCUCCUUUUCUGCAAACGCCACCGUUCCCUGGUGCGGCAGGAACACCCUCGCUUGGAUAACCGCGGGGCCACCAAGAUCCUGGCUGACUGGUGGGCUGUGCUGGAGCCCAAAGAGAAGCAGAAAUACACUGACAUGGCCAAGGAGUACAAGGAUGCCUUUAUGAAGGCAAACCCGGGCUACAAGUGGUGUCCCACCACCAGCAAACCAGUGAAGAGCCCUUCCUGUCAGACGGUCAGCAACCCCCGCAAAAAAGUUUGGUCCUUCUCUUCCAACUUACCCAAGGACUCCACCACUGCCAAAAAAGUGCCCAAAACUGACAGCAUGCCUCAGUUGAACUUCGCCAUGGCAGAUCCUACAAAGAUGGGAGGCCUUAGCAUGCUGCUGUUAGCUGGGGAACAUGCCCUCACAAACAGAGAGAUCCCUUCCAGUACUAAACCUAGUUUACCGGACGCAGCCAGCGAAGGGAACUCCUUUCCAGGGGAUGAGGAAGAGAUGUUGUCUGGGACAAUACCGAACAGAGUGCCUGACGUUACUGAAAGCCGGGUUAAGUGUUCCCCUUCCCCCCUGGCAGAGUCCUCUCUCUCUGCGGCACCUGAAGGAAAACCGUGCAGACAGUCCGCUCUCUUCCAGCUGGCUGAGAUGUGCUUAGCGUCUGAAGCAGGAAAGAUGGACACGGUGGUCUCCGAGCAGCCCGAGGACAGCUCGUCUACAGCCUCUCUCCAGCAAGCUGCAGUCGAUCCAGAGAUCAAGGAGGAGAAAGCAGACGCUGACGACUGUCCUCCCUCCUCUCACACGACGGCCCUCUUACCUUUGCUCUCCUCCUCCGUCUCUUCUACCUCCACUGAUGCCAUUCCCCCACAACUCAGCAGCCAAAAUGCACGUGUCAAACCCAAGAGCAAGAAAAAAGAGGUGGCCAAGUUAAACGAUAACGAGGAGAUCUCGUGCCCGGCAAAGAAGAUCGUCAAGAAGUGUAACCAUGCGGACUCAAACGUGGACAGUGUCUUCAGUACAAUUGAGGCAGUGGCCAAAGGGGCCUGGAAGGACACCGAGGAGAAGCCCAAGAGGAAGAUCCAGAGUAGUACUAGUGGCGGAAACCUCAGCGUGCCCAAAAAGAAGAGCAAGCCCAAAGUCAAGACCUUGGUUAAAGAAAAAGAUGAGAUGGAGGACGACAGCGGGCAAUGUGAGCAGAACAGUUCUUCUGAGGUGGAAAUGAAGGAAGAGAUGACUGACGUUAGUCCCAGGGCAGAAGCAGAAGAAGCAAAUAUGGAAAGCACAGACCUUCAGGGUGGCGUGGCAGAAGCUCAUCACUCCCCCGGCAGCCCCUCACCUGCUAAGCUCAGAGAGGAAGACAAGGGGAAGGAGAGGUCGAGCGACGGAAUCUGUGACUCCAACGCGGAGUGCCUCGGCUCCAGGAAAUCCGAGCGGAGCUGUAAAGGCGCCUUGUACAAAACCCUCGUUUCUGAGGGAAUGCUGACUUCACUGAGAGCCAAUAUCGACCGAGGUAAAAGAGGUUUCCGUACUUCUGAUCACGAUGCAAACUGGAGUGAUGACAGCUGGACAGCGACUCAGAUAGGACCUAAUAACCCCAAGAAGCUGAAGAAGUCCAAGUCCAAAGAUGAAUGUUCACAGGGCCUCGGGAAACUGGAGGAGGAGUUUGAGAGGAAGUUUAACAGCCUGCCACAGUACAGCCCGAUGACAUUCGAUAAGAAGGGGACUGCUGUCGCAAAGAAGAAGAAGCCCGACAGCCCCGUCGUCCAAGAGGAAGUCCCUAAAGCUGGGAAAGGGUCAUCUCCAUCUCAGAAAAAGACUUCAUUCCACAAGAUUAGUAGGAAGCAAAAACAAAAAAAGGAGAAACCAGGUGCAGUGGACAAAGCAGUGGUACAGAGUGAUUCCACCAUGCUGGACUCAGCUUCAAAAGCCAAAUCAUGUGCACCCCCCGUUGCCAUAAUGUGCCCAGAUGUCCAGGGCACCGCUAGUAUGGAGAUGUUAGUUGGUAGCCAGAAGAGGAAGGCGAGGAAGACCAAGAUCACACACUUGGUGCGCACAGCCGACGGCAGCGUGUCUCCGGCCGAGGAGGACAAAACUAGGGACCCGAACCAGGAAGAGGAUAAGAAGCCAUUACCCCAACAGAAUUUAUGCAAUGAAAAAGGGUGCUACAGUAAUCCAGAGGAGACGGAGAGGAGCACCUCACCUCAAGAGCUACCUGCUUUCUUCAGCUUGGCGGCUCUCGCUGAGGUGGCAGCCAUGGAAAACGUUCACAGAGGCCAGAGAGGCUUGGCUGAGAAUCAGAAGAAAGAGCUGGCCCAGACUCCGGUCCUCAUCUCCUGCGCUGAUCAGUGAAACUCUGAUGCCGGUAUGAGAAGCCACAACAUGGACAUUGGCAGCGGAGCUUUACUUUCCUACACUGAAGGGAGACUCGAUCAGGAAGCUUUGGACAGACUCCACCUCAACCCCUGUGGUGAAUUUACUUUAGCUCGGGUUCACGGUGGGGGGUUAAGAGACCCUCUCCUCCUCCUCCUCUUCCCUGUUCCUCGCUAUCUCAGUGUUUCCCCCCCGAAAGCCUUCCUUUGGUUUGAGAGAGGAUGCCUUUCCUCUUACCCCCCCUUUAGAUGCUCUGUUUGGGCCUGUGGAAGAACCAAGCUGUCUCCCAGUGCAUGGCUUCCCUUAUACAGAUGGUUGUCAUGGGUUUAUCGUACACCGUUUUGUCAAAUAGAGGCCACUUUUAAAGGUCAAGUCUUGCGAUUUAAAAAAAAUAGCAUUUUAGGUAGGGCAAACAAAACCCAACACUGCAUUCAUUUUAUAGACGAACACAGCUUUCUGUCACCUUUUUACCUCACACACACGCCUACUGAAGAGUUCCCUCCACCUCUGGUAGAAUACCUCUGUAUUUGAAUAGUUUAUAUCCCUACCAUUCCUUCCAGCUUCAACCCAAAAUGACUUUAACCAGGGUAAUAUGAUCAUGAUGGACAGACUUCCAUUACCAACUACUUGCUUUAGUGUUUCCCUGUCGGUACACUAAUCUGGUGUACUCACAACUACGAAGAAAUCAUGGUUGAGUAUUUGAUAUGUAAGUUAUGAUGCUACUGUAAAACAGUAUGUGGUAGCUACAAAUAAUCGUGUUAGACUGAAUGUGUAAGAGCAGACCUGUGCAUACUUUGCAUCUGAACUAGAGUUGACUAUAUAGCUGAGGGUGUUUGUUGUCCUGCUUAUCCUUUAGUAGUAGGUUCACAGUGUCCUGUCGGGCUUAUCAGACAGCUUAGGUCAGCUUAAAAAACUCCUUCUUCUUGUGAUGGGGAGGUUGCGUGAAAGUGAUUCAAAUAUAGCCUUAACCCUCCCACCCGGACCUAGAACCAGCUUCUUGCUCAACGCCAUCACAGUCCUAAAGUCAGUGUAAACCUUUUUUUGAAUAGUGAAAUGCAGUUUUGUCAAUACUUGAUCUUAUUGCAGUUUUGCGUAGCAGUUAGAAAGGUUAAUUCCUUGUGUGCAACUUAUUUCAUUGAAUAGGUGUUUGUUUUUUUGUUGUUUUUUUAAUUACAUAAACACUGCACUAAUUUGUAGCUGAAGUUUGAGUUGCUGUUGGAAGGGUAAUAAGAUGCCUUGUCUCCACCAGUCAGUGUUCUUACGCCAUAGCCUCUCAGUAGUGUCUUCAAUGUCCUCAGGACCCGGCCACAAGCUCCAACAGGAAAACAUUAGAAGUUUGUUAAUCAAAGUAGAAUAUUUGUUUCAUGAAAUAGUUUUAUGCAUGUCUCAUAAAAUGAGCAAUUUGAAAAAAACACAAUACAGAAAUGAAAUAUUGAUGUGUUUUAAAUCCGACCAUGCAAUGCUAUGGUUCCUCACACAGCUAAUGGAGACAAGGCAUUUAAUAACAGAUUCCCCGUUUUUGUCCUCUCGGCCUUUGAGAUUUGAUUGCCAAGUAAUGGUCUACUCAGAGGUCACAUGUAAUCAAUGUUUUGAUUUUUAGAAGUAUUUAUAUUUAGAUGCAACGUUGUGUUUCUUUAUUUUUGGCUUUGUUUUUGUUAAUGUUUUGGUCCGAAUCAUUCCAUUUCCACGCCUCUACCUUUUUGUUUACAGCGAAUCGGCUGUAGUAGUGAGGGAAAAUAAGAUAAGGAUGCAGUUAAGGUGCGGGUUUGUUGUCUUCCCAAGAACCUGGAAGAGCUGAGAGCUACACAGACUCCCCCAGCAAUACCCCAUCGCCUCCUUACCAAGCAGCCUUUUUGCUCCUCUGUGUAGACCAAUACUUACUUCAUCACAUUUUAGAUUCACAUUUCUAACUUUUAUAGCUCUCUUUUGUUUUCUAUUUAAUCGUUCUUCUGUUAAAGAGUGUGCGUUUAUGAUGCUCUUUUAACUAGGUCCUCUUUAUGCUUUUUUUCCUGAGGUCAUGUUUACUGGAUUAAGAAUGUUGUCAAAAAAAGAUCAAGCUCAUAAACGAUGAAUGCAUCUACAGUAUGCUUACCUGCUAAGCAAACAGGCACUGAGAUAAAAUGCACAGUCUCUUGACAAUGAGCUUGUCUUUUUCACCUCUGGAGGUGUUUGACUGCGACUGCAUCACCGUUUUCUUGGAUGUGUUCUUUUGGACACUUAAUGACAGGAAAGACAGAAAUAAGAAAUGAAUGGGUCUUUGAGAACUCAUGCGUCUUGAAAUAGAGCAUUUUUCCUAUAUCGAGGCAUUGUUACGUGGUAAUAAUGUGUUGCUUAAGUAGGCCCUUUGUGUGCAAAUAGUACAGUACAAUGCAACAAAUCUAUAAUUCCUCUCUAAAUUUCUCCUUACUAUCUCACAAACUCUCUGCAAAUGUUUUCCCAGCUAAGCUCAAGGGAACCACACCAUGCUUUACGAUAAUCCUAAUAAUAAUAAAUGGUAUAUCUAUUUUUUCAAAUAUGAGAAAAAGUUACGUUAAGGAUGAUAUCAUCCAAGCAGUAAACUGUAUAGUUCUUCCACUGGUGGACAUCAGUGUAAUUCUUUGCAAAGACAAAGAAAUUGUCUUCCCCCAAAAUAGAGAUAUAUUUGCAUACAGCAAGUGAGUUUAUUGACAUUUGCCAAAGAAAAGGGAAAGGUAUAUUCAAAUGGAAAUCCUGGUUUUGUUUUGUUUUUCUUUAUUUUGUUUUGUUAAAAAAAAAAACAGAAAGCUGGCAUAACGGUUGCACUGCAUUUCAUAGGUGUGUAAAUCUUCAGGUAACAAUAUCAGCACAAUUCUUCCUGUGUAUCUAAUGGGAUUUCCUUGGUGUUUGAGCCCAGAGUUGGAAUGAAGUGCAACAAAAGGGCACCACACUCGAUGCCUCUUUUAAUAUACAGUAUUUGCACCUUAUGACCCAAACCAAAAUGAUCAUGGUCUUUGAAGAAAAUAUAUAAUUUUUACCCACUUUAUGGAAAUUAUGCAUUUUAACUAUUAUAUAUGCGAGAAUCCAGUCAAUAACAAAUCCACACAUCUACCAAACAGCCAUAAUAUACCGUCAUUUCCCCAUCCCCUCACUUUUUCUAUCUAGAAAAUGCUUCUAUAAAGUUUAAAUUCCUAUAUUAGUUACCUAAAUGACUAUAAUACCCUUUUGUGCUAGUACUGUCUUCUUGAAUGUAAUCAUUUUGUACCUGUAUUUUUCUAAUUCAGUCUUGAUUGUACUGUAUGUAUGCUAUGAUGGUAUACUGUUCCUUAGGUGCAUAGUUCGUUACAAACCGACAGUUCUCAUGACAGGAUAGCUGCUGUGCUGCGAACUCAAUGGAAACGUGUGGAGGUUUUAAGUCCAAAGGACUUACCGUACCGUGUGAGCAUCCAUGAGACUGAUAACUGAGAGAUUCUUGCAUUUUGAGUGGUGGGAGAAUAGUUUUCCCUGGUUUGCUACUUCUUUUUUUUUUUUUUUUCCUUUGCAGUAAAAGUGAAAGUCUGAUCAGGACAGUUUAUAAAACGAGGACGCUCCUGCAAUCAGAUAGAACAAUUGAAUGCUUGAGUUUCAACUUAUUUAUUACUGUUCCUUUUUAUAGGUUUUAGUUGAAUAAAAAAACAAAAACAAUAAAAUAUACAACUGAAUAUGCAUCCAUUUAUACAUGAACGUGUAUAAGAUAAUCUACCCUUUACUGGAAUGUAGAUCAUGGCUUCCUUUUGUUUGUUUGUUUUGUAAAGAAGAGGCUACGCCAGAUCUUUUAAGUCUCUUUUCCUCUGGUAGUUUGUACAACAUGUGCUUAAUCUAAUUCAUGCUACUGGUAAUCAUCAUGGCAGAUGUGGUUUUUUUGAUUGUUACAGCCCAGUGGUUAAAUGCAGCCUUGCCUUACUGGAACCCCUGCUUAGUGAGGGAUCCCUCAUACCUCCCCACCCGACCCCACCCACAACUCCUAUGUCAUAACACUGUUUGCUGAUGCAACUAUUAUUCCUUUUACACUUUCUGCUGACGCAACUAUUACUUCUUGAACACCUAUUAAAAUAACAUCUAUUGCA